CCAUAUUACUUAAUAGUGCUUUAGUAAGUAUUUUAUUUUAAAAGCCCCUUGGAAAAAAAAAAGCGAAAACGCACUUUUUUUCCUUUUUCUUCGUUUAUCUAAUCUAACUUUAUGAUUUCACAGUUCACUCAACCUUUAAACACAAGUGUACUACUCAACGCUUACAAAUCUACACAAAAGCGUUUAUUUUUGUUCGACUACGAUGGAACUUUGACGCCCAUCGUAAGUAACCCAGCAGAUGCGCAACCCACCGUAAACUUAUUACACUCUCUUGAUGCUUUAUGCAAAGAUCCCUGCAACACCGUUUGGAUCAUCUCUGGCCGUGAUCAAAUGUUUUUAGACACUCAUCUUGGAAAAAUUCCACGCUUGGGUUUAAGUGCGGAACACGGUUCGUUUAUGAAAAAGGCAGGUUAUAACGAUUGGAUCGACAUGUUGGCUGAUGCAGACAUGUCUUGGAAAGAGGUCGCUUUGAAUAUUUUUGAAAAGUAUACACGCUUAAACCCAGGCACCGUGAUUGAACAAAAGAAAUCCUCCAUCACUUGGCAUUACCGUAAUGCCGUUAAUACAGACGAGGCGUAAGUUUCUAUUGAAUAACUGUACCUGUCUUAUCUUUUUAAUUUUGUUGUUUGGGUACUAGUGAAAAGCAGUCUGAAUUAUGUCAUGCCGAAUUGAUCCAAAUUCCUGGUGUAGAUAUACUUGUUGGAAAAAUGAAUUUAGAAGUUAGAUCAUUGUUAGUGAAUAAGGGUGAGGUGGUUAAGCGCAUCAAGCAGAAGCAAGCUUCCGAUUUCAUCAUGUGUGCCGGCGAUGAUCAAACAGAUGAAGACAUGUUUCGUGUCCUUACAGAUGAUAAGAAUGCUUUUUGUGUCUCCGUCGGUCCCUUAUCGAAAAAGACAUUGGCCAAGUAUUGUGUUGAACAUAGUGAAGAUGUCGUCCAUAUCAUUGGUCAAUUAGUUAAUAACAGUACUUUAUAGAAUUCAUCAUUUAGACAUAAUAAAAUUUAAUGCUCUCCAA
Messenger RNA from Mucor mucedo, 1011 nucleotides. Its product is annotated as trehalose-phosphatase. Gene Ontology annotation, biological process: trehalose biosynthetic process. The coding region runs from base 112 to 579 and encodes 155 amino acids. The transcript is spliced from 2 exons. Gene Ontology annotation, molecular function: catalytic activity. The record is from RefSeq and is a predicted model, not a curated record. Gene Ontology annotation, cellular component: cytosol; alpha,alpha-trehalose-phosphate synthase complex (UDP-forming). Lineage: Eukaryota; Fungi; Mucoromycota; Mucoromycetes; Mucorales; Mucoraceae.